Molecule: messenger RNA, 2293 nt
Organism: Gadus morhua (Atlantic cod)
Lineage: Eukaryota; Metazoa; Chordata; Actinopteri; Gadiformes; Gadidae
Gene: hspbap1
Product: hspb associated protein 1
Exons: 8
Coding region: 163-1521 (452 amino acids)
Source: RefSeq, a predicted model, not a curated record
UCACUCCAGCGGCAUGAACGGUCCUUCUCCGCGUCAACAGAGCCACAAUGGAGGGACUUUCACCGUAGGCAACGUUGGAAGAAAGUCCAGCAGACGUACACGUGAAUUUGUUUACUUCCUCGAGGUGUUACGUUGAUCCCGUGCAACGUUUUGUUAAGGGCCAUGGCAACCCGAGCCAACGUUAAGCCGUUCAGCCCCACGGAGGCCCGGAGGAUUCAGGAUGGUUUACAGCAGCCCGCUGUCUUCCUAAACAUGGCUUCUGAUUGGCCAGUUUGCAACUGGAGCGUCGACCAAUUGGCUGUUUCCCUGGGAGACAAGCACAUCAGAUUCAGGCUUGGCCGAAAAGAUGAAACUAACUGGCCUCUGUUUGAGACACAGUGUGCCUAUGUAGAGGCUAACCUGGCCCAGUUUCUCAGAUGGACCAGUGGCCACAGUGAGGCGGCUGUGGGAUCUUUUGCCGCCUACCCCUUCUCGGAGUACUGGGCCUACGCUGACUACAAGUACAUUGCUCACCUCUUCCAGGAGACGCCUUCGAAGUUUCAGGAUGUCAGGUGGUCCGACUUUGGCUUUGAGGGGCGCGACGGGCAAGCCAGCACCCUGUGGAUCGGCACCCAGGGGGCCAACACCCCAUGUCACCUGGACUCGUACGGCUUCAACCUGGUGCUGCAGGUGCAAGGAAGGAAGCGCUGGCACCUGUUUCCUCCCGAGGACACGGCCAGCAUGUACCCCACCCGGAUCCCCUACGAGGAGUCCAGUGUCUUCAGCCGGGUGGACGUGGUCCGCCCCGACCCGGCCAAGUUCCCGGCCUUCAGGACGGCCAGGCCCCACCGGGUCACCCUGCAGCCUGGACAGGUGCUGUACGUCCCCAGACACUGGUGGCAUUAUGUGGAGUCCUUGGAUACGGUCACUGUUAGCGUCAACACCUGGAUAGAGCUGGAAGUGGACGACGAGGCGAGGGUCAGCGAGGCCGUGACCAAGGCGGUGGUGUGCGCGCUGAAAGCAGCGCCCAGCCAAGACAACGGCGACACGUGGCUCAACCCCACCGAGGACGGAGUGGCCACUCACGAGGAGAACAUGCAGUGCCUGAACCUGGCGGUGCAGGCGUGCGCGCAACAACCGCCGACCGAAACGAAAGCCCUGAAACGAGACUCUGCCGGGCUGCCCGCUGACCCGGCCGUGGAACCUACGCCCAUUACCGCUGCCUUUGGGCCACACCUGGUCCUGGUGCCCUGCACCUCUCACGAAGACACCCCCGGCUAUGACGCGACCUGCCCCGCCGAAACACCAACCAAGCAGGCCAAACUGUCGGGGUCCUCGGCAGACCGACCUGCCGGAGCCGAGGGGUUCGGGGGGCCCGCCUCUGAGCAGGGUCGGGUACAGGGGGCGGGGGAUGCGCUGCCAAUCACCACCAACGACCUAUUGGACUGCCUGGUGCAUCCUGAUGUCAUCAGCCGCGUCACAGAGCUGUUGUUGGAGAAGCGGAGCGGGAGACGCCCCGGGGUCACACCCGCACAUCGUUGAGGUUUCGAUCCACGGUAAAUGACACAUGGGACUUAUUUGUGUUGUGUGGAGGGGAGAAGAUUGUGUUCAAAGGAGCAUCAAACCAGUCUUCACGCUUCUUGUUUGUUUAUUAAAGAGGCUUUGGUGCAAAUGACUCCUGUUUAGGCUAGAGGGGUAUGUGUCUGGACACCAACGUGGUGCUAAGCUUUCGCUUGAAAGGUUAAGAUUUUGACCCCAGUCCCCUGUUUGGCAGGAUCAGAAUCCCAUGGUUUAAAACAUCCCUUUAAAGGCCACUUUGGCUGUGAUUAAGGAGUGCAAUGCUUCCCCCCCGAGUAAGCAGUUAUUCCAAACUUCUGAUGAGUCACAGAAAUACAAACAGUUGGAGGAAAUUACUGAGGAUUAAUUGAGCAAUUAUAAUCCGAUCAAGUAAAUGUGGGAAUAAAUAUCAGCAAGUUCCCGGGUUUUGACACAUGCCUUGUUUACACAACCUAAUUCGGCAUCAGGAAGAAAAAAAAAAUCCACAAUGUUUUUCAUUUAAAGAUGUCAAAAGUUGUUAACUUGACAUUGUUAGUGGGAAAUUAAUUUACUCACUCCUCAUAUAGUAAUCAGAGCAUUGCUUUCCAACAGCAACAGCAGAUUGUAAUGGUGUUGUGAUUGGUUUAAUUGCAGAACAUUUGUCAGGGUUCUCCAGGAACUUUGAAUUGACGCAGCGUUAAUUGGAAAAUUUAUGUUAAUUAUUGCAUACAUUUUAUACAUUUGUUUUCUUAAAAAAAAUAAAAGACAUUCUACAGAA